Syngnathus typhle (broad-nosed pipefish) is the source of this 2007-nucleotide messenger RNA. RefSeq names its product GTPase IMAP family member 9-like. The coding region runs from base 131 to 892 and encodes 253 amino acids. Lineage: Eukaryota; Metazoa; Chordata; Actinopteri; Syngnathiformes; Syngnathidae. The transcript has 2 exons. Gene Ontology annotation, molecular function: GTP binding. The record is from RefSeq and is a predicted model, not a curated record.
UAGAGUCCCUGGGAAGUGAGCGUUUCUGUCAGUGAGGUCACCAAGCAGGAAGAAGAAAAACCGCUUCCGUAAUUUCGCCGACGCUACCGAAACUACAAACGCCAACUUCAACAAAAGUUAGCAAGACAUUAUGGCAGGAAAAUUUCACGAACCAUCUUCGGUGACGUCGACGGCGUCUGGCGAAAGUAACGGCCCCGAGCAGACACCGUCCCCGAUGCGCCUAGUAGUCCUCGGCUGGCGCUGGCCCGGCAAGAGCUUGACGGCCAACACCAUCCUGGGCCGCGAGGAGUUCCGGUUGGAGCGCGCCGCCGAGUUUAGCGUAACGCGGCACACGGAAGUGGCGGGCCGCCCAGUGACUGUGGUGGACACACCUGGCUGGUACUCUUCACAGGACACACCGCUUUCCUACAAGAAGGAGAUUACCCAUGGCGCCACCUUGUGCCCACCGGGCCCGCAUGCCUUCCUGCUGGUCAUCCCCGUGGGCAUGUUCACAGAGGUGGACCGCGCCCGCAUUGAGGAGCACGUGGGUCUGUUCGGGGAGCGGGUGUGGCGGCAUGUCCUGGUGGUGUUCACCUGGGCAGACAUGCUGCGGAACAUUUCGCUUGAGCGUUACAUCCGCCGCGAGGGCGCCGAGCUGCAACACGUGCUGGACAAGUGCCGGCGGCGCUACGUACUGGUCAACAACUGCGUUUUCCAGGAGCGGAAGCAAGUGGCUCACUUGAUGGAGUGCGUGGACCGGAUGGUGGCUGAGGAAGGGGGCCACUUCCAGCUUGAGGAGGACUCCCAAGCGAUAGAUGAGAACCGGAACCCGACCGGGGACGCCGUGCUGCAGCCCAAAGCGGACGACAUAGGCACUUUAGCUGAAAAGGCCGGCGCACUUUCCACCGAGUGAUGCGCCCGCCUCGCUUUAGGUAUAGCUGCACCGUCGCCGACACCCCAACUGCCAGUGAACCGGAUAAGAUUAUAAAAUUGGAGAAUUGUCGUGCUAAAACAGCUUUUACAAAAAGAUAUCUUUUAAAAAAACAAAACAAAAAAACCCGAUUUAUUGCUGCAAUAUGAUUCAUUUUCUCUUGAAAAUGUAUUGGAAUACAAAAAAAAAACUGACUUGCUGUGGCGACUCCUGAUAGCACAAGUGGAAAGUCUCAACACUACAACUUUAUUGCUGAAAUUUUUUUUUCUGGAACAAAAAAAACGAUACUUCAUGAAAAAAAUCUAGUCAGUUUCAACAAACAACGUGGUCCUCAAAAACAUGCAAUUGUCAUCAUUUGAAACGUUUUCCAUUGUAAAUAAAGUUUAAACAUUCUAACUAAUAAUAUGAGGCAAAAAUGGACCAAAAAUAAUUCUAACUUUUUCCGGGGUCAAAACUUUCAAAGGAGUGAUGUGACCUACAUCCCCCAGCAGGUGGCGCAACAACUCAUGUCACAGGGACGUGUGAGAUUGUGCAAGUGUAUUUUAUGAAGUGUCCUAAAUGGCUUUUGCCUCCACUGCGAAAGACGCGUAGCACAAAAAAAAAAAUCGUGCAGAACGACUUCACAUUUGCCCUGAAUGUGUUGCUACUGUUGUUGGUUUUUCUUAAGAACUGACUAGAGAUUGCACUGGCUGACAGCUGGAGGUCAUCUCUACCCUCAAGUAUGGCGUCACUUUAUUUAUUGAUAUAUUCAUUGAUUCAUUCACCAUAUUUACUGCACAGCUGUAAACAAAAGGAAAAAAACCAAUAAAAAUAGUAAGCAUAUUUGAGGUCAAAAUCAUCCGUUACAUGAUUAGAUAGUGGGAUUAAUGAAUUAAAAUAUUUUAAUAAAAGUAUUUUCGUACGGUUGUGGUUGGCGAUAGAGUAUUUUUCAGGUAUUGACUCCAUUGACAGAAAACUAGACAAUCAAAUCAUCGAUGUGUAAUGCUGUCCCUGCUCCUGUAUUUCUGCUGUUUUGUUGUGUUCAAUGAGCAGGAAUGUCCAUUUUAGUGACCAAAUUGUCAUUUUUCUGCACUUAUAAAAGCACUCUGAGCCCUGAA